Messenger RNA from Vicia villosa (hairy vetch), 816 nucleotides. RefSeq lists its product as uncharacterized. The record is from RefSeq and is a predicted model, not a curated record. Bases 1 to 816 code for a protein of 271 amino acids. The transcript has 2 exons. NCBI's taxonomy places the organism in Eukaryota, Viridiplantae, Streptophyta, Magnoliopsida, Fabales, Fabaceae.
AUGGGUCUUUCACCAUUGCAGAAGUGCACUUCUGCUAUUCGUAUGUUAGCAUAUGGAUCUUCUGCUGACAUUGUAGACGAAUAUGUUCGAAUUGGUGAAAGCACUGCAAUUGAGUGCUUAGAAAGAUUCAUAAUGGGCGUGAAUGAGGUAUUCGGGGCCGAGUAUUUGCGAAGGCCUAAUAACAAUGAUGUUGAACAUCUUUUACAAAUGGGGGAGUCGCGUGGAUUUCCAGGCAUGCUAGGUUCCAUUGAUUGUAUGCAUUGGGAAUGGAAGAAUUGUCCUGUUGCAUGGAAAGGACAGUUUUGUCGAGGUGAUCAUGGUAAACCCACGAUCAUGCUUGAAGCAGUGGCAUCGCAAGACCCAUCGAACAAUGACAUUAAUGUGUUAAACCAAUCCAAUGUGUUUAAUGAUAUUUUGGAAGGACGUACUGCUAGUGUGCAAUAUACAAUCAAUGGAUCUCCAUAUAAUAUGGGGUAUUAUUUAGCGGAUGGUAUAUAUCCUGAGUGGGCUACAUUUGUCAAAACCAUUUCGAUGCCGCAAGGAGAAAAGAGAAAACUAUUUGCACAACACCAAGAAUCAGCUAGAAAGGAUGUGGAAUGGGCAUUUGGAGUGCUUCAAUCUCGUUUUGCAAUAAUACGUGGUCCAGCGGGUAACAACAACUCAACGACUGAAACAUUUAACGGUUCUCAUCCGAAUCUUGCAAAAAGACUACAAAGAAGAGCAAAUAUUCGUGAAAAACAAAUUCAUCGCAAACUUCAAGGCGAUCUAGUCGAGCAUAUUUGGGAACGUUUUGGACCCGAGGACGAUGAAAAUUAA